AUGACGACACCGUCAACACGAAGAGAGCAUCCCAGAAUCACAGGCGCUCCGGACUAUGAUGAGGCCGCAUACUGGGACGUUAAAUUCGCGACUGGAAAAGAUGUCGGAGAAUGGCUGAACUCGGGUGAAAUCCUGAUCGAGACUACCCUGUCCGAAUUGGAGCGUCGUCCUCAACCCCAUGCCAUCCCGCGUGCUUUGCAUAUUGGUCCAGGCAUCUCCAAGCUGGGCAUUAGAUUAUGUGAGGCCUUUCAUAAGCGGAAAUGGCCGGGAAGUUGCAUUGUGAAUGUGGAUUUCUCAGCAGAAGCUGUCCGCCUCGGCCAGGAACUUGAGAGUCGCAAGAACGCAGACCAGGCAAUGCAUUGGCUUCAAAUUGACCUGAGAUCGUGGAGCGACGUUGCUAAGUUGGCACGCUAUGCGCCGUUUGAUGUUCUCGUCGAUAAAAGCACGAGCGAUGCCAUUGCGACGUCGCCAUCUGUGAGCCUCUUAACUGAAUCCGAUACAUCAUCAAUCUGCCCGACCAUAAGCGAGGUCUUGAACGAGACUGGAGAACUCACGGUAUCUCCAGUGGAGCUGUUGGCUUUGCACCUUGUCCCGCUGACGCAGAAGGGCAGUACCUGGGUUGCGCUUUCAUAUUCAAACAUUCGCUUUGACAAUCUCGGUUAUGCUGGGAAAUAUUGGACCAUCGUGUCACACACCUCUAUAAAAGCACCACAAGGCCAGACGUUCUCUUUUGCACACAGCCCUGAAGUCUUUCAUUGGGCUUAUGUCCUCCGGCGGAACUAA
Messenger RNA from Aspergillus thermomutatus, 783 nucleotides. RefSeq lists its product as uncharacterized. The record is from RefSeq and is a predicted model, not a curated record. The coding region runs from base 1 to 783 and encodes 260 amino acids. Lineage: Eukaryota; Fungi; Ascomycota; Eurotiomycetes; Eurotiales; Aspergillaceae. The transcript has 2 exons.